AUGCUCUACGCUGACGACGCGGCCAUCUGCUCGCGCUCGCCGGAGAGUCUCGAGAAGAUGAUGUCGGUCAUCGUGCGCGUGGCCGGCCUGUUGGAACUGAUGGUAUCGGAGCCAAAGACGGAGAUCAUGUGCAUGUUGCCGAAAGGGAUCGAGGAACGCCCGUUCACGGUCAGCGCCACCGGCCAGACGUACAAGCAGAGAGAUCGGUUUGUGUACCUCGGACGUACCAUCUCCGCGGACAACAAGGCCGACCGGGAGAUCAAGAGCCGCAGCUGCCGAGCGUGGAAGUGCUACCGCCGGAACAGUGCUUCGAUGUACGACAGGCGACGGGCCAAUCGCCAGCUCAAGAUCCGGCUACUCCAGGCUGAAGUGGUGGAGACUUUCCUGUAUGGGUGCGCCUCGUGGAGCCUAACAACGGAGCACUACGCGAAGCUCAAUGAAACCCACCGCCAGUUCCUUACACGGUGCGUCGGCUGGAGCAGGCGGAAACGCUCACACCGCCCGCUGUCCUAUGCCCAGGCCGUCAUCCAGGCAGGCUGCGAGGAAACCAUCGAGGCCACCGUGCGCAAACGGAGACUGUGUUUCGCGGGCUUUGUAAUGCGCAUGGAGGACAACCGCCUGCCCAAGCACAUACUGUUAGGAGCGAUGGCGGGGGGCGUGGGAUACCGGGGCGGGCAGGAGGACGACUGGGUGUCUCGUCUAGGAGAGGACCUCGUGGCCUUCAACAUGGGAGACGAAAAGGAAGGGGGGAAAUGGAAAGAGAGCGCCAAGGACCCGGAGGUGUGGUACCACAAAGUCGAGGACGGGGCGGCAUGGUUCAUGAGGAAAUGGCACAGGCAGGAGGCGGAAGAGUCCGCGAAGCGCCAGCGCGAAGGGGAAGAAAGGGCGACCGGGCAGUAG
Molecule: messenger RNA, 900 nt
Organism: Ectocarpus sp. CCAP 1310/34
Lineage: Eukaryota; Phaeophyceae; Ectocarpales; Ectocarpaceae
Source: the annotation of a GenBank genome assembly